Messenger RNA from Lemur catta (Ring-tailed lemur), 1357 nucleotides. RefSeq names its product ubiquitin specific peptidase 50 (gene USP50). The transcript is spliced from 7 exons. The record is from RefSeq and is a predicted model, not a curated record. Gene Ontology annotation, biological process: endosome organization; protein K63-linked deubiquitination; Ras protein signal transduction. Gene Ontology annotation, cellular component: dendritic spine; cytosol; extrinsic component of plasma membrane. Bases 145 to 1266 code for a protein of 373 amino acids. Gene Ontology annotation, molecular function: cysteine-type deubiquitinase activity. Lineage: Eukaryota; Metazoa; Chordata; Mammalia; Primates; Lemuridae.
UCAGUUCGCAGCUGCUGGAAGUGGGGAGGAGCAUAUAAAUUGUUUAAAACAAAAAGCCAGCGUUAACAGGCUUGGAGAAAUGAAGUUAAAAGGAUUAAAUGUUGCUCCUGAAUAGAAGUGAAAGUCCAACGUGGUUCCAUUAAAAUGACUUCUCAACGGUCUUUCCCUGCAGAUGACUUCGGUAUCUACUAUGUCCUUGCAGAGUGCACAGAUUACUAUGACAGCCUUCCAGUUAACGAGUCUGACGAGAAGCAGCCCCCCUUCCAGGGUGUGACCGGCCUGCGGAACUUGGGCAACACGUGCUACAUGAAUGCCAUCUUACAGUGUCUCUGUAGCGUCUCGCCGCUGGUGGAGUACUUCCUCUCCGGAAAGUACAUUACCGCUCUUCAAAAGGAUUGCAGUGAGGUGGCCACUGCUUUCGCCUACCUGAUGACAGACAUGUGGCUUGGAGACUCGGACUGCGUCUCACCAGAAAUAUUUCGGUCAGCUCUUGGCAACCUCUACCCAGCAUUUAUGAAAAAGACACAACAAGAUGCUCAGGAGUUCUUGAUUUAUGUCCUAAAUGAACUACAUGAGGCUCUGAAAAAGUACCACCGAAGAAGAUCAUAUGAAAAAAGAUCUACUCAGAGAUGCAGCAGGAAGAUGAUCGCCAAUGAGACGUCCAUCAUCACUCAGCUAUUUGAAGGGCAGCUCAAUUAUAGCAUCGUAUGUUUAAAGUGUGAGAACUGCACCUACAAAAACGAAGUCUUCACCGUCCUGUCGCUCCCCAUUCCAUCCGAAUGUGAAUGUUCCCUUCAGGACUGUCUCCAGUGUUUUUUCCAACAAGACACGCUGACCUGGAACAACCAGAUUCGUUGCUCCUUUUGUGAAACCAAGCAAGAAACAGCUGUGAGGGCCAGUAUUUCCAAAGCACCAAAAAUAAUUAUUUUUCACUUAAAAAGGUUCGACAUUCAGGGUACGAUGAAAAGGAAGCUGAGAACACAUAUUCAUUACCCACUCACUAACUUGGACCUCACUCCUUACAUUUGUCCAAUUUUCCGGAAACAUCCUAAAUACAACCUAUGUGCAGUGGUGAACCACUUUGGCGAUCUGGAUGGUGGCCACUACACUGCUUUCUGCAAGAACUCCGUCACCCAGGCCUGGUACAGCUUUGACGACACACGAGUCAGUGAGAUUCCAGAUACUUCAGUUCAAACCGCUACAGCGUAUCUCCUGUUCUAUAGCUGCCAGCCCUUUUCUAUACCUAUACAAAAAUGCAAGAGCUAGGAAAAUGGUGUUUCCUCAAUACUACAAAACAAGCAAUCAGAAACUGGUUGUAAAGUUUUCCAUUGUCAUUAAACUCUUACAACUUACUUGC